Messenger RNA from Exophiala spinifera, 2130 nucleotides. RefSeq lists its product as uncharacterized. The record is from RefSeq and is a predicted model, not a curated record. Gene Ontology annotation, cellular component: nucleus. Lineage: Eukaryota; Fungi; Ascomycota; Eurotiomycetes; Chaetothyriales; Herpotrichiellaceae. Gene Ontology annotation, biological process: positive regulation of transcription by RNA polymerase II. The transcript has 3 exons. The coding region runs from base 1 to 2130 and encodes 709 amino acids. Gene Ontology annotation, molecular function: DNA-binding transcription factor activity; transcription cis-regulatory region binding.
AUGCGUGUCUGGUGUGCCGAGCCAGAAAAGUGCGUUGCGACCGCGUCACUGAUGUUCUACCACGAUGCUCGACAUGCGUCAAGCUGGAUCGGGAAUGUGUUGCUCCAACGUGGACCCCUGAGAUCACCUGGCCCUCGGAUACCUCUGCUCACACUGGGGGUGAUCAUGCAAGUUUACCUCCGUCUGGCCCUGUCUUUCGUCGUCCACGAUGUGCUUACCUUUUUGUCGUCAACAGAAGAGCAGCGUACCGAGCAAAUAGCGCUCAUCUUAGCUGCAACGCGUCACAGGUCGCUCGAUGAGCUGUUGAGCCAACUAGACGAUGACAUCGAGCUCAGCCACGGUGACGAGACAUUAUGUGUCGGACCCUUUGGUGUUUUGCGAGUGGUGUCUUAUCAGGACCACAACAACACUCAAGCCACACACGACGGCAAGGAAGGUUCUGCGAGCGCGGAAUGGGACGAUUUUAUGCUAGGAGACUUCCCUGUGGACAAGUCCUUAUCGGGACUCGAAGUUGGGUUUCUGGAUAGUCCCAACGAUGCGCAGGAUAUGUACGGCAACGACACCGGCAGGGAUCUGUCAUUCCUCUCGCCACUCCUGGGAGAUAGUGCCGUCAGCUUCUUCAUGAGUCCGAUGCAGUCGUACGUUCCAAACGAAGCAGACCUGCAGCUCCUCGACCUUCGCCGCACCCCGACGCCCCGGAUCCAACGCUACUUGUCGGUGGACUACGCCCCUGACCUAAUGGAUGUCGACGUGCCCACCAUACGGCUCCUGCUUGCCCGCUAUGAGGAGAGAAUGAUUCCCACCUUUGCACCUGUUCAGGCACAAGGAAAGUCGGCGUGGGAGCGAGUUCAUAUUCCCAAGGUGAAUGAGACAUUAGGCGAGAUCCUGGUCAAAGGUAACUCGACAGACGUCAAGUGUGCACUGCUAUUUGCCGUUCUUAGCGCAGCAUCCUAUCACUUGGAUGCUGUUGGAGGCGGGCCACCGCACCACACCAUGAAGUCGUGGAGAGACAUGGCGAGUAUUUUCCGACAACGAGCCAAAACGCGACUGUUGGCGUCACUGAGGAGUGCAUCACUUCUCGCAAGGAGCCGGAGCGCCUAUGAGGAGAUGCUACUUGCAAUUCUCAGUAUGGUGACAGUCUGCGUUGUGAGUGGUGAUAUGGUCGAAUCCCACGCCUAUAUCCACAACGUCGAACAAUUCAUCGAGUCUCGUCGCUCCCCUCACUUUCUCAAAUACACCAGUACCCGGAUGCUGCACAGUAUCUUUCUCUACCUCUGGACUCUACAGGCCGGAGUGCGGGAAUUUGGUAAUCCAGGUCGUCCGCAGGACUUGGUCGCCCAGAAUCAAAAUCUCAACCGUCGGGACCCAACCGCCCAGUCCGAUGUCUGGAGGCAGUUGAUCCCAGUGGUGGACGAAACUGAUCAAAACGACGACGAAGAAAACUCUCCGAUCAACAGCAACAGCAGAAGCAGAAGCAGCAGCAGCGGCAGCCAAAGCACGGUGACGGUAUUCGAACAAGUCUACUCCGUUUCCGAACCCCUGUUCCGGCUGAUCGGGCGAGUCAAAUCGUUUGCCUGUGCUGAGGGGACUCGCGACGACGGCACGAUCGAUAGCUCGCUUAACGACCCCAAAAAGGUCGCCGAAAUCGAAAACGCGAUAUGUAGCUGGAGAAACGACAUUGCCCCGGCCGACGCGGGGGACGUGCAUGGUACCAAUGGGGGAGGCAAUGUCAGAUAUCACUUCCAGAACGCCAUUCACUCGGCCCUGCUGGUAUACUUUUACAAAUGCGUCCGGGGCAUAGACACGUACGCGGUGCAACCUCACGUCGAGAAGACCCUCUCGCAUUUGCAGCUGUACACAGAGGCCAAGCGAAGGUCCAGCGAUCAGUCUUCGAGCAUCUGCUGGCCCGGCUUCGUCGCUGCCUGUGAGGCCUUGGAUCAGGACAUACGGCACAGGUUCGCGCACUGGUUUCUCGACGAGACCGCUCGAACCGGGAUACGCAUGUUUGCGACCGCAGGGACAGCGGUCAAGAGGGUAUGGCACGCCCGCGAUCGAUCCAACAAUCGAAACCUGCCGUGGUCCAAGAUCCUGCAGAGCGACAACAUCCUCGACCAGCUUGUGCUCAGCUGA